This is a messenger RNA of Fonsecaea pedrosoi CBS 271.37, 381 nucleotides long. RefSeq lists its product as uncharacterized. NCBI's taxonomy places the organism in Eukaryota, Fungi, Ascomycota, Eurotiomycetes, Chaetothyriales, Herpotrichiellaceae. The record is from RefSeq and is a predicted model, not a curated record. The transcript has 2 exons. The coding region runs from base 1 to 381 and encodes 126 amino acids.
AUGUCCGCACGAACAACUUCCCGCUCGCAAGACGAAAGGACCGUGCGCGAAUGGGGCUUCCGCCACGUCUUCACGUGGACCGAUGCUCCCUACGCGCACUACCCUCCGCACCAGCACCUCGGCCUGACCACGCACCUGAUCCGCCGCGGAACCCUGACCAUCACGUACCCGGACGACGCGAACCCGACCAAGGAGACGUUCGGGGUCGGCGCCCGCAUCGACGUGCCCGCGGGAAAGACGCACGAGGUCUGGAUGGGCGAAGAAGGUGAGUUGAGUGCAUUCUCAUCUCUUUUCCUGGCACUGGCCCUGGCCCUAGUCCUGGUCGAGGUCAGGGUCGAGGUCCAUCUACUCAACAGAAUUCAAGAAAGACAUGCAACGUAA